Talaromyces stipitatus ATCC 10500 is the source of this 1887-nucleotide messenger RNA. RefSeq names its product indoleamine 2,3-dioxygenase family protein. The transcript has 5 exons. Lineage: Eukaryota; Fungi; Ascomycota; Eurotiomycetes; Eurotiales; Trichocomaceae. The record is from RefSeq and is a predicted model, not a curated record. The coding region runs from base 263 to 1759 and encodes 498 amino acids. Gene Ontology annotation, molecular function: heme binding; metal ion binding.
GACUUGUUAUUCAUCACUGUCAAGCUCUCUGCGUUUGGCCGCACCUUUUUUCCGCUUUUUUUCCAGGACUUUUCUCAUUGCCUGGUUGCCUUGGUGUAUCUGCUUAGCUAUUUCAUAGCCUUUCUGAUACUAGGUGCUUGCCUACGGCCUUCUCUGUCUCUUUGUGUGUCAAGGGUAUCGUUAGUGUUGACCUUCUUGUCCCACAAGCAUAGAUACCCAUUAUAAACAUAUAGUCCUACACCAUUCCGUCUCACACCUCAUCAUGACUAUCCUUAAGUCUGUCCCAUCCUCUACCGAGGCUGUCUUCCCCUACAUCAACCAUGACCCAGCAACCCUACCACACUCCAUAGACCCCUUCACAAUUACUACUGCUUCGGGCUUCAUGCCUUACCAGAUUGGUCCUACCGAACUACCCCCUGUCUUCAAACCCCUGACAGACCUCCUGGAACGCAUGCCCGUCCUCAAACUAGACGGCAAGCCAGGCCUCCUUGCCACUUAUGAACUUGGCAAAGCUGUCAAGGGAUUUCCCGAUCUCACUGAUGAGAUUGACAAGGUACUUACCAAGGAUGGGAAGAAGGAUCUUUACAUGUUGACUGCCAUCUUCCGUGAUUACUCCUAUGUUGCGUCGGCAUAUAUCCUUGAGCCAUGUUGGGAGAACUGGUGUAAGAAUCCUGAAGGUGGGUAUGGAUUGGGAAGGGAAGUUCUUCCUCAUACUAUUGCUGGACCUAUGUGGCGUUGUGCCGAGAUAUUGGACCUUCCUCCUUUCCUAUCCUAUGCUGCCUCUUAUGCUCUAUUCAACUACACCCUUGAAGAUCCUUCAAGGGGCUAUGAAUACGACAAUCUGCGUCUUAUCCGCGGCUUCGAACAUGGCCUCGACCCAAAAAGUUCCGAAGCUGGCUUCAUCCUGACGCAUGUUGACAUGGUCAAAGAGACAGCCCCCUUGAUCCAUGGAGCAGUUCAAAUCCUCGAUGGCGUUGAGCAUGAUAGUCGACGUACUGCUGUCAAUGAAGGGUUUAGGGAGAUACUUCGGGCUAUGGAAGUUAUUGAAGCUUCUAUGGAAGAUAUGUGGAAGAACUCCAAGCCAGCUGACUAUUUGACGUUCCGUGUUUUCAUCUUCGGAAUUACGUCGCAGUCCAUGUUUCCCAAUGGAGUUAUCUACGAGGGUAUCAACGAUAACCAUCCCAUGUACUUUCGCGGAGAAAGUGGUGCCAACGACGCCAUUAUCCCUCUCCUAGACCACCUCCUCCAAAUCCCCAUGCCAGACACACCCCUAACCAAGAUCCUCCACGAAUUCCGCGCCUAUCGUCCUCGCCCUCAUCGCGAGUUCUUAUCGUACGUAGCCAACACAGCCGAAAAACUGAACAUCCGGGACUUUGCGGUUCAAGAUGAUGAAACCGCUAUUCUUUACCUCAAGACGCUCGAUCACGUACGCAGUUUCCGUUGGAGACAUUGGUUGUUUGCUAGGGAGUACAUUAUUCGUCGUACUGCACAUCCAACGGCUACAGGGGGUAGUCCUAUCGUUACGUGGCUCCCAAAUCAACUCUCAGCAGUCAUGGAUCUCAUGAUCGAAAUCUACGAUACAUACAUCAAGGACAAAGCAACUGCGACGACUGUUGAUGGGCCCGCCCUUAACGAUUCGGAACCGGAUCUGAUUGCCUCGUAUAAGAAGCAGAUUGUCCCUAUGAUGGAGCAGGUUCAUGAGCAAAAGGAGAAGCUAGCCAGGGAGGUGGAGAGGUGGUGUAAGGAACGCGGCGUUUGAUUUCGUAUAAGCUUGUUUUUAUUUUUUGGCUACUCGUUUACUAUGUAGAUGUAUGGGCACCUAGGCCCGCUGUACGCUCCGUGUUUGAGUUCAUUGCGAGAUCCUACACCUGCUAUAAAGCGUAUCCA